This is a messenger RNA of Aspergillus pseudoviridinutans, 582 nucleotides long. RefSeq lists its product as uncharacterized. Lineage: Eukaryota; Fungi; Ascomycota; Eurotiomycetes; Eurotiales; Aspergillaceae. The transcript has 2 exons. Bases 1 to 582 code for a protein of 193 amino acids. The record is from RefSeq and is a predicted model, not a curated record.
AUGCCGAAAGUCAUACCCUCGGGGCCGGGCAUACGCUCCACGCCCCGAAAGCCUGAGAGUCGCAGUUCCAAUUCCAAUCGGCGAAGUGUCCAAAGAACAGAACCACCCACAUGUACUCCUCAGCAACCUCCUCAACCCUUACGACGUGCGUCCAUGCUGCCACAGGUGUCACCUGUCCCCCUCUCCCAAGACACCACUGUUACCCCAUUGGAGAAGAACCACAAAGUGUGCUUCGAUACUGUGGAAGCGCUCGAGAGAGAGAACAGAGCUUUGAUGAGAGACAAGGAUGUUUUGUCUGAGCGUAUUGGCGGGCUUGAAAGAGAGAAGCAGAAGUUGCUGAACGACCAACAUCGGCUGAACGACAUCCAACAGUUCGUGGAGGAAUUCGUCGCUCGCUGGCAGCGGCUCCAGGGCACUGCUGACCCGCCCAAUAAUGGCGAUCCUAUGGCUAUGUCCACGGAACUGCCGGCAGCGACAUCAGUGCCUGGCAUGUGGGACACUCAGGAGGAAGGAGCGGGAAUGUUCAACAGCAACGACAUUGUGCCAGGCUCAGAGAACUUCACGCAGCUUUUCUCAUUCUAG